GUAAUAAUUCUUGUAAUUAAAGUUAUGCAAAUUAACUGGAUAACCUUCGCUAGUGUUAUUCUCCUCUGAUGCAAGAUAAGUAAGAAUAAAUAGAGAAACAAGGCUUGAAAUUCAUCAAGUUCUGCAUUGGUCCUUCGGCCAGAAUCAUCUCGCGUAACCGUCAAAAUGAUCAAAAUGUGUCCAAACUUUCACCAUAUUUUCGGUGUGGUGUUAUUGUUUACGUCAACAAAAAUCACUGAGAUGAAAAGUGAACAGAUUGUAGCGAAAGAUAUGAAUUUUAAAUUACCUAGUGGCGAUUUGAUGCCUAUGGUUGGAUUUGGAACUUAUCAAGUACGUGGAGCAGAUUUGAUUAAAAGUGUUCUGGAUAAUGCACUUGCUGCAGGAUACCGUCUUAUAGAUUCUGCUGCAGUCUAUGGAAAUGAAAAAGACAUCGGCGUUGCAUUGAAAGAACUCUUGCCAAAGUAUAAUUUGACAAGAAAAGACAUAUUUAUCACCACAAAACUUGCACCUCAUGACCAGGGGGAUGAAAAAGCCUAUAAAGCACUAGAAACAUCACUGAAAAAUUUAGAUUGUGAAUAUAUUGACCUCUACCUCAUUCACUGGCCUGGUGUUCAUGGUAUCAACUCUUCAUCUGAAGAAAACAAAAUACUGAGACAGCAAAGCUGGAAUCAGAUGGUCAAAGGGGUCAAGAAUCGAUUGACUAGAAAUAUUGGAGUGUCCAAUUAUAAUGUAGGGCAUAUGAAAGAGCUCUUAGCCAAUAAUGGAGGAGUUAAACCAGCUGUAAAUCAGGUUGAAUGGCACCCACAUUGUCAUCAGCCAGAAUUACUGGAUUUGUGUAAAAAGGAAGGUGUUCUUCUUCAAGCUUAUUCAUCAUUGGGAGGAACUGGUAAUAAUGACUUACUAACAGAUCAGCGAGUUAAAAAGAUUGCAGACAAGUUGGGAAAAACUCCUGCACAGGGACUAGUGAAAUGGUAACACUUUACUCAAUACUACCAGCAAUUUGGAGAAAGAUGAGUGACAAUGUUACCCUUUUCAUCCUCUGUAUGACAAUGACUGCACAACUCUGGGGCCGAAUUGUAGAGCACUUGGUUAUAGUUUUCUUAAUUCUCAAUAUUCUGGACAGAUGAAGAUAAAGGAUCCAGAAAUUCUUGUCUAUCGGACGAAUACUGAUUUUUAGAUACGAAAAAAUUGAGCGAUUUUUUGACUUUUCAGGUUCUUCUACGAUGGGCUCUCCAACAAAACGUUGCGAUCAUUCCUAAAGCUAGAUCCAAAAAACACAUUGACGAAAAUAUCGACUUAAAUUUCGUGAUACCUGAUGAAGACCUGAAAAUUUUGAGCAGCUUUGAACAAACCAGAUAUGCCUGGGACCCUAAUACUAUUGCCUAGACACUCCAAAUACGUAUUACCUAGUUUGUAAGGCUAUAUCUAUUUGCUUGUCUGUUUGUUGCAAUAUCAGUAUGAAUAGUGAUAAGAAUUUCUACAACACAGUAGCACAAGUAUGCUUCAAACAUUUUAAGACAUUACCUAAGACUGGGAAGCCCAAUAAUACAGAGUGGACAAUUUUAUCUUGUAUUGUGUUGGAAAAUGGUGGGUCAUUUGAGGUUGUGGCUUUAGGAACAGGCACCAAAUGUAUUGGGAAAGAUAAAAUGUUGGAAACAGGAGAUAUUUUGAAUGAUUCUCAUGCUGAAGUUAUAUGUAGAAGGGCCUUUAUAAGAUAUAUAUUUCACCAAAUGAAGAAAGACGACAGUCCUCUCUUGAUUUUUGAUACCCAAUCCAAAAAGUUCACUCUAAAACCGAACACAAAAUUCCACUUCUUCACAACACACGUUCCAUGUGGUGAUGCUGCCAUAUUUCCAAGGCAAGAUGCCGAGGAUUUUGGAGACCUGAUUCCACAAAAAGACAAUGAAACCCUUUCAGAAUCGACAAAAAGCGGUGCUGCUUCAGGAACUCUUGUGGAAAGCAGUGAAAUACCUUUGAAGAGAAGAAAAAUUAAUGCAAAUGAUUACGGACUCUCUGAUUCCAGAAAACUGGAUAUCCAUCGAACUGGAGCAAAAUGCUUGGCAACUGAUAAAAAACAGGAUUCAAAAUUGCCGGGUCCUGCUUAUCAUACACUGGGUUGUGUCAGAACUAAACCAGGAAGAGGUGUACCAACUCUUUCGGUUUCCUGUAGUGACAAACUGUCCAAAUGGUGUCAUCUAGGUGUACAAGGCGCGUUCCUGUCCCUUUUGCUAGAAGCUCCUCUAUACCUGUCCAGUUUUACGAUCGCCGGGAAAACACCUUUUUGCAUUGAGGCAUUACAAAGAGCCUUGUUUGGUCGUCUGGGAGAAGUAACAGUAGAACUCCCGUAUGCACGGCAUACUUUGUUCAUUGGACAAAGUGAUAUGGAAUUUGAGUUCUCUAAAAGAGAUGAUAGGAAACCCUGUUCCAGUUGCAUUAUCUGGUGCAGAGUUCCAUCACAAAGCUUAGAGGUAGCAGUGGAUGGAAAAAGGCAAGGAGUUGUUAAGAAAAAACAAAACACUAGUGUGGCGCGGUUAAAAAUAUGCAAGCUGGAACUGUUUAAGCUCUUCAAGGAAGUAUGUGAUGCCAGAAACAUCAUACAGGAAAAAGAUGAUGCUUCAUACGAUGACUUUAAGCAACUUUCUACGGGUUAUCAGAGAGCAUGGGACUGUCUUAGGAAAUGUUUUAGAACGUGGACUGUGAAAGAUAAGGGUUUAUUAAAAUUUAAUUUUCGAUAACUUUCCCUUUUUAUUUCUAUGUUCUCCCAAAUAAAGGUUCCAUCAUCAAG
Messenger RNA from Acanthoscelides obtectus, 2785 nucleotides. The record is from the annotation of a GenBank genome assembly. NCBI's taxonomy places the organism in Eukaryota, Metazoa, Arthropoda, Insecta, Coleoptera, Chrysomelidae.